Molecule: messenger RNA, 4443 nt
Organism: Lepisosteus oculatus (spotted gar)
Lineage: Eukaryota; Metazoa; Chordata; Actinopteri; Semionotiformes; Lepisosteidae
Gene: reep1
Product: receptor accessory protein 1
Cellular component (GO): cytoplasmic microtubule; endoplasmic reticulum membrane
Molecular function (GO): microtubule binding
Source: RefSeq, a predicted model, not a curated record
CGCUCUUUGGCUGCGUGCUGGUCCUGACGCCUGCGCCGAACGGACUAACAAAUGGCUGAGGCGAGGGGCCGCUUGUUCCGUUGUUAGUGCUGAGGCAUAGGAAACUCCUCCCUGCCGAUAUCACACAGAGCCUUCACAGCGCCAUGGUCUCAUGGAUCAUCUCUAGAUUGGUUGUGCUUAUUUUUGGCACACUUUACCCUGCAUACUCUUCAUACAAAGCUGUGAAAUCCAAAGACGUUAAAGAAUACGUAAAAUGGAUGAUGUACUGGAUAAUAUUUGCACUUUUCACCACAGCAGAAACUAUGACGGAUAUAUUUCUUUGCUGGCUCCCCUUUUACUAUGAGCUGAAGAUUGCCUUCGUAGUGUGGCUGCUGUCUCCGUACACAAAGGGCUCCAGUGUGCUCUACAGGAAGUUUGUCCACCCUACCCUGUCUUCUAAAGAAAAGGAAAUUGAUGAUUAUCUCUGCCAGGCAAAGGACAAGAGCUACGAUGCCCUGGUGCAUUUUGGGAGGAAAGGGCUGAACGUGGCAGCCACUGCUGCGGUAACGGCUGCUGCCAAGGUUUCUCACCUGCUCAAAAUAAUCACAUAUUGGGAGUUUACAGAUGGGAAGGGGCAAGGGGCGCUCUCUGAGAGACUGCGGAGCUUCAGCAUGCAGGACCUGUCCAGCAUCCAGAGAGAAGGGCCCGUGUCCGGCCCCAUGCCCUCUCGGUCCUCAAGCACAAACCCCAGGGCCAGGACCACCACACGCAGCAACUCCGAAUCUGCCUCCAGCAAGGCUUGUGUUCACUGUGCUCACUGCAGCGCCGUGUCCGCAUGUGACACUGGGGACUCAGGUGAUGAGAUUGACAUUACUGAGUAUGAGGUCUUGAGCUCGGAGCAGUGCGACUCAAAGGAACAGCAGCUCGCGCCCUCUGAGGUGGAGCAGGAGAGUGAGGAUGUAUUGGAAAUCAGAACUAAGCCCAGGACAGUAAAGAGGAGGGCUCCCGAGCCUCCUCCUAGAGCUCCGAGGCCCCAUCCCAGAACAAAGAGUACCUCGUCUUCACACAGUGAUACCAUGUGACAGCACGAGGCCAUGGGAUGCUGCCGAUUAAGACAUCCUCAGUUCGCUUAGCUGCCUUAACUGGAGAGAACAGACGAAGAAAGAAGGGGAAGCCAUGCUAAAACACACACCCACACACAAAGCAGCCACACUCAAGAAGGAGCAGAGCCACUGAAGACCAGGCAGCUGGGAUAUCAACGACAGCCUGCAGCAGAGUUGACAAGGCAUCUCUCCCUUUAUCGGGUUUCUGUGUCUGUGCGUUCGAGUUAUUUUCUGUUUUUUUUUUGUGUGUUUUUCUUGUCAGAGGGUUCUGAGGGUGCCGGUCUUCGAAUUUGUUUUCGAAAAACCGAUGUCCUGCGCCAUUGUGCACGUCCCUCUCCACGUUCGUCAGGCCUCGUUUCCUGGAAACAAUCUUCCACACACACACAUACUGUAUACACUUGACGUACUUGCUUGAUGCCUGCUUUUUGGUUGCGUAAUUGUAUCUUAGGCAACGCUGAGAGAGGUGACGGGGGAGAUAGGGCCUCCUGGGGCCUCGGACUUUCCUGCAGCCGAACCGUUGAAAGGGAGUUCUGGGUGGCCUGCAUUUAAAGCACCCCCGGAGGAUGAAGUGGGAGCUGGAUGGGCAGUGGUGCAGGACUACAGCAGCUGACAUUAAGAGCUGAUGUAGGUCAGACAGAAUGAUGUAUAGGUUUUAGAGUAAAAUGCUAUAUUGGGUACAUUUCCAUUUCCUUUUAGCUCCGUUUUCCUAGUAAUGCUACACUUUAGUAAUCCACAUAAACUAAGACUUUAUUAUAGAGCUGGGUUUUGGAGCAUCUGUUGGAACUGUUAAAAGGUAAAUUGCCUGUGAAAACCAAUCUGACUACGCCAAAAUCUUGCUACAGUGGUUAGUAAUUGCAAGCUGUUAAUAAAAAAAAAGCUUAAUUAAAAAAAACAAUCAGAAUCGGCACCACAUUCUGUACGAAAUGUCACUUGCUUUAAUGGGUCCUUCAGCAGGAAUCUGAUUGUUUUUAAAAAGCAUUUUAAAUAGAUUAAGUGUGUAAUCAGGAAACUAGUGUGAUCAUUGAAGGACUAUUGAGUGACAGUAGUGAAAUUGAACUGCUAGGUGUGGGAAAAGACAAUAAUUACACCUUCACUGAAUCAUGUAAAUCAUUUCUAGCUAAACAGAAAAUCACUAAAGCACCAUAGAUCAUCAAAUAAAUGGAGCAUGAAAAGAUGAUAAUGAUAGAGCACACCAUUCUUACAGCUGCGUCUCCCAUUACAGAAUGCUGUCAGUGACUUUAAAUGGAUUUCAGAUAUAGUGAGACGGUGAAGUUUGGUUACCACUGGACAUGUAGAGCACAGCAAACUCUAUGCUUGAAAUAAAUCGCAACCUUGGCUCUUCAAAAACUCUUGUUUUUCAGUGGCCUCUAGCUUCUACUCACAGAAACCCAUGGGAAUGUAACGUAUUUUAAGUCACUUUCCCAUGGGAACUGUAGGAAACAAUCCGUCCUUUAAAAAACAGGCUGCAUUUUAAAAUAUUGUGACAAAAGUGCACAACUACAAAAUAUUUAUAGGCAAUAUGAAAGAAAUGUAAGUACUAGUUCUGUCUUACCUGAAAUGAAUAUGCCCUCAAUCAAUAUUUAGUAGUUAUGCAUAACAUAAUUGGAAUUUUUUUAAUGGAAAGGAAGCAUUUCACUAAUAAGGAAAUAUGUGCAAUGUAGCAUUCAAUAGCAAUGUGAAAGACCUGAAUAAGAUAGAAAUGAGUCUAAAAAUGCUAUUUUAUCAAGUCUUCCUUCAAGUGAUUAGAAAAUUCUACAGCAGUAAAGGUUCACCGUCCUUUUAAAGAUAAAUGCAUCUACCUUUGCUUGUGCUGUGUGUGCUGUGCUUGUGGUGAGGUAAUUGUAUAUACAGUAUACACUGGGCUGCUGUCAAGCAUGACUUGGACUAGGACGAUUUAGACUAGCAGUGUACCUGUGUUAGGAUAUGAAAUGCAUCUGCAAUUUCAUACUGUCUUGCUUCAGAAAAGCUCAAGGUUUGAUCAGAUAGAAAGAAUAUAAUGUAGAAUGUGAGCCUUAUAUUGACAGCAGAGUUAAAUGUACAUUGUUCAUGCAAAGCUGAAAGAAUAUGUGAAUGGAAAGAUAUAGUUCAGCAGAGAAACAAAUGUAAAAAUAGUAAGAAACCGAGCAAUGCAGCAUUUUAUCCAGGCUCCACUGUGCAGGCUUGGCUAGUAUAUUACAUGUGCUAAGAGCGAAAGGAAAGCCUAUGUAUCUACCUUUUUGAUUGUAAAUGUCUGAGUCUCUUGAUGUGAGCUUUUGAGCUUUAUUUAUCUGUUUAUAUUUUACAGAUUUUGAUUUGCUGUGGCAGAUAGUUGUUUUGUUUUAAUUGAGCUGAGCUGGCUGAGCUCACCGGGCAGCAAAAACUGUGCUGCACACUGAAGUACAGGCCAUGUUCAGCUAUCCAUCUCAAGAGUGUUCUAAACCCCCCUGCUGAUCCUCUGAUUCUUUCCUAUAGGUCUCAAUGACAACUAAAUGUAGACAGUAUGUAUGGCUUCUGUCCAGCUAACAAAGCUCCUUAGGUCUGUCUGGGUCUCAACUCCAUUUCCGAACUAUGAAGAAGUGAAACAUCAUCCACAAGAUGUAGUGAUGCUUCACAUGUGAGCUGUCUUAUUGACUUCCAUCUACUCAGUGUGCCUGUAGAGACACAUUUGCAUUGUCCAUUGCAUCAAACUGUCAAAAUAGAGCUCCAAAUCAUGUAGAAGAGUGAAGGUGACUCCUAGUUCGUUAACAUAAAAAAAGGAACAGAGAUAGAAAUUGUUUGGUUUAUUAGGAGGAGGUAAGAUCUUAAUUUUUAUAUUGUUUCCUCGUCUUAAGGUUUAUUAACGUGUCUGGAUUUGACAUUGUUUUUAAUUGUUUCUGAAAGGUAUUGUAGCAUUCUAUGUAUUGUUGUGCUUGUUUUGAAAACUACGACUGUUCCAGCAAAAAUUCCACCUUCAUUAUACAGGUAGAUACAUUAGCAUUACAUUGUUGAGGCUGCUACUGCUGGGACAGCUGGAGAGCCAGGUCUGUGCGAUGCUAAUGUGUGUCCAUUCUGUGCUUCCUAGUAAUCACCUAUGUGGAGUUGAGGUGUCCUUCGAGUGCACGUACACUAGCGCAACAUGUACUGCACAGAGGAUAAGGGGAAACAGAGCUGAAUCUCCCUUAAACAGUAAGAUUUUUCUACGAUUUGUAGAAUCCUGGGCCUUAAGUAUCUGCCAUGCUUCACAUCUCUUCUGUGUUCUGCACUUUGUUUUUAAAGAAAAGAUCUAUGUUAGGUCCUGCUGCACACUUUACAUCUCAAAGCAAAACAGUCUGUGUUGUAAAAAGGUUAGAGUCCCGUUUGCAAAAUCAGUUGUAGUGACUAUUUUAUUUGAUACCUUAUGCGA